Molecule: messenger RNA, 1023 nt
Organism: Closterium sp. Naga37s-1
Lineage: Eukaryota; Viridiplantae; Streptophyta; Zygnematophyceae; Desmidiales; Closteriaceae
Source: the annotation of a GenBank genome assembly
AUGAGCGUACAGCUAGAGAUAUGCGUCGAAACGGUGGCCUCCGCAAUCGCCGCUCAUAAAGGUGGCGCCCAUCGAGUGGAGCUGUGCUCAAGUCUGGUGGAAGGAGGGGUCACUCCCAGUAUAGGCUUGGUGAUGGCUGUUGUACAGGCAACUCCCAUUCCUGUGCAUGUGCUAAUUCGACCUCGGGCGGGCGAUUUUGUCUUUAGUGAAGACGAGAUGAAGGCCAUGGAGUGUGACAUUAUCGAGUGUGCUAAAGCCGGGGCAGCUGGGGUGGUGGUGGGCGCUUUGACUCCUUCAGGCGACAUUGACGAACCCAAGCUCCACCGUUUCCUCGCAAGUGCGGCCCACCAUUCACUGCCAGUCACCUUCCACAGAGCCUUUGACCACACGAGAGACCCCAUGGGUGCACUGCAGACCCUAUGGGUGCAUUGCAUUCAAUGCAAGUCAAGGCAAGCCACCCUCCACCGGGCCUUUGACCACUCAAGAGACCCCAUGGGUGCGCUGCAGGUGAGCUCCCUGUCAGCCCACUCUCUGACCCGUCUCCCCUCUAUCACAUGUGUCGCCCGCCGUUCACUGCAAGCCAUCUUCCACCGAGCCUUUGACCACACGAAAGACCCCAUAGGUGCUCUGCAGGUUCUUAUAUCGAAUGGAGUGACGAGGCUGCUGAUGUCAGGGCAGCGGGCGACAGCAGAGGAGGGAGUGAAGCUGAUAGAGAGGCUGGUGGGGGAAGCAAGAGGAGGGCAUUGGGCUGAUAGGGGGGCUGGUCCUUAUAUCGAAUGGAGUGACGAGGCUGCUGACGUCAGGGCAGCAAGGAACAGCAGAGGAGGGCAUUGUGCUGAUAAGGAGUUUGGUGGCGGAAGCAAGAGGAAGGAUCCAAGGCAUGGUUGGAGAGAAUGCAGCAAGUAUUGUUAUGCAAUCAGGUGUAUCACACAUCCAUGCAUCGGCACGAUCGCUGGCACCGCAAACAGAGAAGAUACACUUGAAUCAUCUCUGCCCGUUUCGAGCAAUAAGUAUGCCUUCUGA